This is a messenger RNA of Triplophysa rosa, 2870 nucleotides long. RefSeq names its product solute carrier family 22 member 13a (gene slc22a13a). The record is from RefSeq and is a predicted model, not a curated record. Gene Ontology annotation, cellular component: membrane. Gene Ontology annotation, biological process: transmembrane transport. NCBI's taxonomy places the organism in Eukaryota, Metazoa, Chordata, Actinopteri, Cypriniformes, Nemacheilidae. Gene Ontology annotation, molecular function: transmembrane transporter activity. Bases 584 to 2188 code for a protein of 534 amino acids. The transcript is spliced from 10 exons.
GAAUUUCUCAACCAUAUUUAUUAUGCUGCUUUGGUUGUAAAAAACUACUUGAGUUUCUGUUAAAAAAUAACCAGUUUUUGCAUGUGCUUUGUGAUGGUCAAACGUGAUGAUGUAGAAUGAGUAUGCAGAAAAUACAUAACUGUAUUUUUGCUUUGAAGUUUUAUCAUAAAAUUCACACACAUGUAGAAUGUUAAUAGGGAACAAUUAACAUUUUUCAAGAUUAAUUAUUCUUUAUAGUUAUUAUUAAUGGUAUAAAUAUAUGAGGAAUUAUACUCAAUUCAAUGUUAGAAUAAGAUGUUUACAUACAGUCCAUUUGCACAAUAACAAUUGGAUUUACAUUCUGCCGAUUCUGCAAAGUGCAUGUAAACCUGUGACUCUAACUGUAUAUUUACCAUAAGUUCAGCUUUGGCAGAAAUGAGAAGCCUUAUUACCACAAUACUUUGAACAUUGCUCUCUAUGAUGUUCUAACCUAUUCACAAGGUCGUGCAGUUAAACAUUAAUUUGAUGUUAAUUUAAUGUAACCACCCACAAGCUUUCUUGCCUUUAUGCAGUGACCACUCACCUGUGCUUUCUGUCAAUCACUAUGGUUGAUUUUGGGGAGAUUCUUGAAGCUAUUGGAGGCUUCGGGCUUUUCCAAAAUCUUCUCCUUUUUGCACUGUGCUUCCCGAACCUCAUACUGCCUUUUCAUUUUGCCAGCGUCCUCUUUAUUAAUGCCAACACCAGCCACCAUUGCAACACUGACUGGAUUCUACAGUUGGGUCCAAAUUUGACAAGGGAAGAGCAGCUUCACCUGACUGUACCCACACUCGAGGAUGGUUCCUUUAGUCCCUGUCUGAUGUACAAACCUGUGGAUCGGAAUCUCAGUGCUAUACAGGAAUAUGGCUUGAAUGAAACCACUGCUUGCAUUGAUGGAUGGGUUCAUAAUGAUACUAUGUACGACUCGACUAUUGUCACAGACUUUGAUCUUGUUUGUGGCAAUGUAAAUUCACUUAGGGUUGCACAAACGGUAUUAAUGGCUGGAAUACUAGUUGGAGGUCUGCUCUUUGGCCCUCUUUCAGAAUCGUUGGGACGCAAACGGGCCACACAGAUUCCUGUGGUGCUCAUGCUCAUUUUCACAGUGGUGACUGGACUCGCUCCGUACUUUUAUGUGUAUAUCAUAUCCCAGUUUAUCAUUGGUAUCUCCAGUGGAGGAUUUCGGAUCAACUGUGUUGUCCUUGCCACUGAGUGGACUGGAACCGCUCAGAGAUCCUAUGGAUCCUGUUUGAGUCAGGUACUGUCAUCUCUGGGACAGGUUGUCUUUCUUGCCCUCAUAUAUUACUACAGGGACUGGAGAAUGUGCCAGUUUAUAAUGGCUGCUCCGAUUGGAUUUGUGGUCCUCUACAUAUGGUUUAUUCCAGAAUCUGCUAGGUGGCUUCUUGACCGUGGUAGAACUGCAGAUGCGAAAGAGCUCAUUCAGAAGGCAGCUAAGAUCAACAAACGCACAAUUCCUGAUUCAUUAAUGGCGAAGGUCUUAUCAGAAAAGCCUGCUGAAAGAGAGGGGAUAAAAAUCCUUUUUGCUUCACCUGUGCUCAGGAAAUAUUUUAUAAUUAUUAGCUUUGCGUGGGCGGCAUUAACCCAGGCAUACUACAGCCUCUCUCUGAAUGUGGGGAAGUUUGGCCUUGAUAUUUUCCUCACUCAGCUCAUAUUUGGCCUCUCUGAUGUGCCUGUCCACUUUGUCUGCAUGUGGUUGUUGGAAGCAGUUGGAAGGAAGGCAUGUCUUAUUGGAACCCUCCUAGUGGGAGGCCUUUUCUGUAUCCUGACUAUUGCAAUUCCGCAAGGCAAUUACAUAGCUGUCACUGCUCUUGCCACAUUUGGAAGACUUCUCAUGAACGGGGCAGGCAGCGUUACCAGCGUUUAUAUUCAAGAACUGUUUCCCACCUCUAUCCGUCAGACGGCCACAGGACUUGGUGCCACAGCUGCACGAGUAGGAAGUAUGUUGUCUCCUGUUCUGGGCAUGUUGGAGGUCUACCAUUUUUCCAUUCCCACUGUGGUGUUUAGCAGUUUAGCAAUAACAAGUGGGGCACUGGUCUUCCUGCUUCCUGAGACCAGAUGUACUGAACUGCCCGAUUCCAUAGAGGAGGCAGAAGGCAAACGGAAACCGAGGAUGUCAGCUAAGGAUUGGGAAGAAGUCAAUGCAACCAAAUUAUAAGUCUUUAACUUGUGUGAAGUUGUUUUUGUGUGUCUCAUUUUCUAUUAAAUAUGUUUUUGUAGUGUUUUGAUUUGUUGCUGUUUCUUUCCCAUUCAACAUGACAAGAUUUGUAGAAUCUGUGGUGAAGCUUGUAAAUAUAAAACGAUACAGUCAACCUCUUUGUGAAUCACUGAUUUAUUUACUCCUGUAGUUACAUGACAUAAAUGUGUCAUACAAUAUUGUGGCUCAUUUAUUAACUUGGUCAUCAUUGCAUUGCACCUUUAAUCUUAAUCCCAUAUUUCUGUCAAUUAUCUGAUUUUUUAAAAAUCAAUACUAUACCACUUAAAUCUAUUUUGCAAUAUUACCCCUAUAUUGACAGAGAAAGUCUUUUAAACAUUUUUCUGAGUAAUCUGAGUAAUAAUUGUACAAAAAUAAAAGUCAAAUCUACAUCUGCUCAUUAAAGAAAUAUUUUUUUCUGUUUAUUGGUAUUGAAGUUUAAUCAUGGAGCCAUGUUAACUACCGAAACUGUACUAACUCAAGAAGUCAGACAGCCAAUCAUUUUCAGCAUUCUGUGGCAUCACAAUAUUUGUGGCAGUGUUUGUUUGAUCUGAUUUGCUAGAACUGUCCUGUGCUGGAGCCAUCGCAGGAAUAGAUGAAAAUAUAUCAUCAAAUAAGGUGCUCUCGGUUGUCUUGGCAACCUCAG